AUGUCUGAUGAAGAGCUUGAGUUAAGUGAUAAUGAAGAAACCAACCAUAAGUCAGAGCUUGUUGCUAAGUCCCAUAACGAUGAAAGUGAUAGUGACCCAGAGCCUCCAAAGAAUGAUGAUUAUCAAGCUGAUUCAUACAACGCAAUUUCGGACAAUGAUAAUGAUACUCACAAUGAUUAUGGAUAUAAUGAAGAACCAGCUAAAUCAAAAUCUAAAAAGAAGUCUACAAAGCAAAAAGUUGAAUUAACACCUGAACAGCAAGCAAUUGAUGCAGAAUUCGAAUCAUUACUUCCAAGGAAAGCAAAGCGCGUUGUUGAUGACAAUCCAGAUGAAGUCUCAAAGAUUAAUGAAGCCCGUGCAAAAAGUCUUAUUGAAGACAUGGAUCGCGCUUACAACCAAGACUACCAAUCAAAGAUAGUCAAGACAACACGCACAUUUGCACGUCAAAUGUUCUUGACAAAGAAUUUGGAACCAGUUUCUCAUGAUGUGGAACUUACAAAGGCUUUAAUUCAGUCUGGAGUAUUGGAUAGAUUCAAGACAUGGAUUAAAGGCUUCCCAGAUGGCUCACUUCCAACAGUUACCAUCGUAGAACUGAUUCUCAAAUGUUUGGCUUCUUACAAACUUGAUGAUGAACAAAUUAGGACAUCUGGUGUUGUUGAAACAGUUAAUGCUAUCGAUACAAAGAAUACUUCACCGAAAGUUGUUGAUCUCAGAGAAUCUUUACUUUCUACUUGGAAACGUCAACUCGUUCAAGCUAAAUCUGGCUACGAAGUUCAGCGUUCUACUACAGUCGAUGUUAACUCCGAUGUUACAAAGGCUAUUAAGGACUCUAACUACUUGAGAGCUGAUGAACUCGCAAAGAGGCAGAGAAACCAGGAAAUUCGUAUGAAGACACUCGAAGAUGCAGGAUUCAAGGUUGAUAGACCACUUCUUCAGCCCUCUGAACCUCUUAGAAUUCUUAAGUCAGUUGAUAAGGUCAAGGGACGUCAUUAA
Messenger RNA from Trichomonas vaginalis G3, 993 nucleotides. Its product is annotated as IWS1-like protein family. The transcript has a single exon. Lineage: Eukaryota; Parabasalia; Trichomonadida; Trichomonadidae. The coding region runs from base 1 to 993 and encodes 330 amino acids. Gene Ontology annotation, biological process: poly(A)+ mRNA export from nucleus. The record is from RefSeq and is a predicted model, not a curated record. Gene Ontology annotation, cellular component: nucleus.